AUCCCAUCGGAACCGGUCGCCUUGCCCACCGCCAACUUCCCCAUCGUAUUAACGAUCGUCUCCUCGGUGAUGGAAAUAUCCUCGAUGCGCGCCGAGGAUAUUUCCAUCCUCCUCCGAAGUCGGUGCCGAGUCGGAUACCACAGUAAAAACGGAAGCGAAGAACUUGUUAGAUGCGGUGAAGCCUUCGAGGGUGAAGUGAUUGGAAAGACUUGUCCUCCUGACCAGCAUGGAAACCAGCUUUGGAACUGCACCGAAAAUGGAUUAGAAUUGGCCUUAGACUCUUGUCGUUCUUUAAGUGAUUUGAUUGACUAUCUUCUUGGUGCGCUGGACAGUUCAAAUUCUCUGGACUUACUUUCAAAUUUGAACACGGCCGUAGAAGACCAAGAAGAAUUUUCUGGGGAGGAGAUCGAACAUAUUGUUGACUCCCUUGGACAGUUCUUUGAUUUCUUUCUCGAUGGCUUGGACGAAGGUGACAUGGAUAUUGAGAAUUCCAAGAUGUUUCUAAGGAACUUCACCUCGCUCACCCAUCAAAUCCUUAGUGCUGCCGGAGGAUGGAUGAACCUUUCCAUCACUGUGGGUGUAAGAGGAGUGACCAACCUAUACAUCAAAGAGAACAUCCGCUACGAGUGUGAACUAAGAAUAUUCACUAAGAACUACGAGAGUGAACUUUACAGGAUAACGGUUGCGAGGCUUGCUCGGGCAGACUCUUCCGAAUCCGACCCGAUCGGCCCGAAUCGAGUCGUGGUCCUACCCGAUUACUCGACUCGAAAUUCGAUCGCCAAACCGAGUUUUGUGGAUCCUACCCGCGGGUCUGGUCGGGCCGAUCGGGUCGGCCCGCAGCCCGCUUACGCCCCUAAGCAACGGAACUCCGUGUCUCUGGGUUCGUAUUCUUUCGGAGCGGCUCUACCGGCUCUGCUGAGGCUUCUACCUGACGUCCCAUGA
Molecule: messenger RNA, 942 nt
Organism: Darwinula stevensoni
Lineage: Eukaryota; Metazoa; Arthropoda; Ostracoda; Podocopida; Darwinulidae
Source: the annotation of a GenBank genome assembly